AUGAGUGGAUACGCUCCAAUUGAACCUGACGUUCCCAUUGCUAAUGUCUCAGGAAAUAUGGCCAAUGGUGUCCUGGGAAACACUGGAGGUACCGGGAAUGCAUUGAGUUUAGAUCCAAAUGAAUGGACACUUUAUCAACGUCUUAAAGAAUCUUCACACCCUGUUGCAUUAUUAUUCUAUAUAGUUUUUAGAAUCUUACCCAUAUUCAUUUAUAUUUUUGGAACUUUCUUCAUAGGUUUCAUAACAGAGAAAAAUAGAUUUAUCUUACAUUUCAUUACGUUGAUUUUAUUGAAUGCAGCAGAUUUUUGGAAUUUGAAAAAUGUUAGUGGAAGAUUAUUAGUAGGAUUAAGAUGGUGGAAUGAAAUAAAUCAAAUAGACAAAUCAGGAAACUUUGAAAAUGUCUGGGUUUUCGAAACAGCAGAUCCCAAUAGAUACAUCAACCCCAUUGAUUCUAAAGUUUUCUGGAUCUUAUUAUAUGCUCAACCAUUAUCAUGGAUGUUUUUAGGAUUCUUAGCAGUGUUGAAAUUACAAUUUUUAUAUUUACUACUCAUAAUCAUAACAGUAUCAUUAUCAUUGACCAAUGCCAUUGCUUUCACUAGAUGUGAUAAAUUUGGUAAAGCAAAUGAUGUUGCCAAUGGGAUAUUUGCUAGAGCAAGAUCUUCAUUAUUUUCAAGAUUUAAUCCUUUUGGAUGA
This is a messenger RNA of Yamadazyma jaroonii, 693 nucleotides long. The record is from the annotation of a GenBank genome assembly. NCBI's taxonomy places the organism in Eukaryota, Fungi, Ascomycota, Pichiomycetes, Serinales, Debaryomycetaceae.